This is a messenger RNA of Toxotes jaculatrix (banded archerfish), 2403 nucleotides long. Its product is annotated as regulator of G-protein signaling 21-like. The record is from RefSeq and is a predicted model, not a curated record. NCBI's taxonomy places the organism in Eukaryota, Metazoa, Chordata, Actinopteri, Toxotidae. The transcript has 5 exons. Bases 269 to 829 code for a protein of 186 amino acids.
AAGAAGAGGGAGGCAAACAUUCAGUACAGUGUGAGUAUGUGUUGUUUCUAACAGUGAGGUAGGAGGAGAGGAGGAACAGGAGAAGGAGGAGGAAGGGGUGCUUCCUCUUCAGUCUGGGCUAAGCUGCUGAUGUAUCCCAGCAGCCCCAUUGUGCAGCGACAGGAGACCUUAGUAUAUAAAGCCGCGUCGCGAGGGGAACCCUCCUAAGUGUCUCUCAGCUGCAGCAUGACCAGGACCGAGAGCCUGAGAGUGUGGACUUAACAAAACAAUGCCCAGCCUAAUCGUCGAACCACUCAACACACAGCACUUCAUCAUGGACAGAGAUGACAGGAAGAGAAACAAGAACAUUGGAAAGAACUUUAUGUGCCGACUCCAGUGCAUGUUCUCACACUCGUCAAGCUCUGAGAGCAGGCUAAGUUUAGAAGAUACCCAACAAUGGUCACAGUCACUGGAAAGGCUUCUUGAGUCUAAAUAUGGACUGGCUACCUUCCGCAACUUUCUCAAAUCUGAAUAUAGCGAUGAGAAUAUUGAGUUCUGGCUCACCUGUGAGGACUACAAGAAGAUCAAGUCUUCAUUCAGGAUGUCCUCAAGGGCCAAGAAGAUUUAUGAGCAGUUCAUCAAAGCAGAAUCUCCUAAAGAGAUCAACAUUGACUAUCACACCCGAGAGCAGAUCAAAAGGAACGUCAAGACUCCCACCAUGCAUUGCUUUGACGACGCUCAGAAGAUAGUUUACGGGCUGAUGGAAAGAGACUCGUACCCGCGGUUCCUCCGCUCGGACAUUUAUAGAACUCUCCUGGAAAACCUUGCCGCCGAUGCCACAAAGGGAUGAAAGCACAGUCAGGGGGAGAGAGAAAAGACAUAAAACCCAUAACUGGAAUGUUUGAGCUCCUUCCAGAGGAAGGACUGACAACAAAGAAGGAAGGAGAGUCAACCUGCGCGACACACGGACACAUGGACACAGAGGCCUCACACCUCGCCGUCGCCACUAGAUCCAGAAGCAAACUGUGGUUUAGUCCCACGGGAGGAUUCCCCACCAUCACCACACUGCUGUGGACCGUUUAAUAAGAGGAAAUGAAGGCGAUAAUGAAGAGGGAGAAACAUGAUAAAUGACCCUGUAGUGUGCACUUGCAGUGGAUGAUAAGUUUGUGUACGUAGGCAAACUGAGCACUUUGACAAUGAAUGAAUCAGUGGGGCCACUGACGCUUGCUCUGACCAUGGAGCUGCGUCAGCAAACCAUGCAACGGACCUCCUUUGGCCUUCUUUGCAGAGGUGUUUCCUGUGCAGAUUAAGAUAGAGGAUGUAAGAUGCAACUGUCACACUCGAUUAGUUGUGUGUGUGUGUGUGUGUAGGGGUGUGUGUGUGUGUACAUGGUGCAUGUACAUGUCUUUCUAUGGCUGUGUGGACAAACGUUGGUUUGUAGCUGUCAUUGUGAGGACAUUUUGUCCUGUCCUUACAACUUCAAAAAGCUGUUUGAGGGUCAAUACUUGUGAUGAUUAAGGUUAGGUUAGGAUAAGGGGCAAGGAGUGUCCUCACAACUAUAGAAAGACCAACAUGGGUGUAUUUAGUUAUAGCGUUUAGCUGCCACUGACACAUAAUAAGCUGUCACAAAAAGAGCUGGUCAGUUAUCUAAUGGCAGCAUUAAGGAAGACAAAUCCAGAGUCCAGCAGACAGAGGACUCACUAGUCAUAUGCCAUUCUCAGUACAGGGUUACAGAAGGCCUCUUAGUUUAGCAAGAGGCAUUCUGGGACACGUUAAAGGAACACGUUUUGUUUUUCUCCUUUUUAAAACCUUAUACUGAUCUCUGUUUUAGAUUUAGGCUGCGUUUGGGGGAUAUUUUGAGCAGAUAUUUAAUAUUUUUUAGGUUCAUCAUUUAGAAAAAAAACAAAGUAACAGUAGUUAGUAUUUUUCUUUCAAGAAAAAUACAUGAUAUGAUAUUUUUAAUGAUAACAAAAUAUAAUCGUGCACAUUUUUGUGUGGAAUCUGAGACAACUGCCCACUUAUGGCUGAUGAUGUCUAGUUUAAUUCCUCAGCACAUGACCAUUGGCCAAAGUCUAAAUCAGAUUCUUACAGCACUGAAGUGUCAACAGUUGUGAUUUUAUGUAAUAAACUAUUUGAGUGGAAAUGUAAUAGAAAUAGUAUGUUUCACAUUGCAUGAUAUAAGGAUGAUAUAUGAUAUAAGGAUGUUAAACCUCCUUGUUUACCCUGAGAGUAGGCCUUCUUACUGCUUUCCAAACCAUGUUGUUUGAAUGUAUUCCUAGGGAGUUAAUAGCUAUGUUAACUUAAAAGAUAAACAUUGUAUUAUUUAUUGUUAACUGUCACCAUUUGAGUACAAAGUUUGUUGCAGUGUUGAUGUGCUUGUUAAAAUGCUAGUGAUUUGAAUGACAUUAAAUUAUUUAAAUCGCA